Molecule: messenger RNA, 1493 nt
Organism: Erythranthe guttata (spotted monkey flower)
Lineage: Eukaryota; Viridiplantae; Streptophyta; Magnoliopsida; Lamiales; Phrymaceae
Biological process (GO): regulation of transcription by RNA polymerase II
Cellular component (GO): nucleus
Molecular function (GO): DNA-binding transcription factor activity, RNA polymerase II-specific; protein dimerization activity; RNA polymerase II cis-regulatory region sequence-specific DNA binding
Source: RefSeq, a predicted model, not a curated record
GCCCAAUAAUUCCAAUUAAGUUAUUUAUUUGUUCGGCCCAAAUAAAAAAGCCAUGCUUAUUUUGAUUUAUUGAAGAUUCCGUAGUAAGAAAUAUAGAGGGGUAGUUUUGACAAUUCCUUCACCAUCCACAACAAACAUGCUGCAGCUCGCCCUGCCACACUGGUACAGAGUCUGUUACACACACACACACACAACGUACCACGCACGCAUUCCGCGCAUUUUAGCCAGCAAGCACACUCUUAUUUCCUUGCAAUUUUCAUUUUCUCCUCACGUUUUCGGAAUCUCCUCUCCUGAACUGAAUCACUGUACCGUAAAACCUUUUCGGAACUUGAGUAGCAUGGAAGAACAGAAUCAUGAAAAUCGUUUGCAGUUUCUACCACUGCCUAUUAAUUGGAUGGCACACAAUGCUUCUGGUUUGUACAGCGAUCGUGAUGCAAACGAACACUAUACCAUGACCCCAGGGGUUAAUGGAAUAUAUCCGGAAUUUUUUCCAGUUCCUCAAUGGGUGCAUCCCCCACAAAUACCUCAAAACUAUGUUGAGUUUCUUACAGAGAGGGGGUACCAUGAAAUCUCGAGGCAAAUGCCCUACGACAUCACAAAACAAGUACCUGGUUCGACGCUAGUGGGUCCUCCUCAGUUGGAAGAAUAUCUGAGGCCGCAUAAUGAAAGAAAUUUUGUUACAGCAUUCACAGGCUCUGAAGAUCAACCUGGUAUUCAGAAACAAAAUCGGAAGAAUGAAGAAUCCAGUAAUGCUUUUCAAGCUUAUUCAGGUUCUGGAGCUGCUUCGUCAAAAGGCACUUCUGAAGCCCGUCGAAAAAGAUCGAAGGAGAAAGCCAUUGCUGCUGAUCGUCGUCGAAGGUUGAGAAUAUCACAUGGGCUGGAUGCAUUACAGGAAUUGGUACCUCACUCGAAGGAGAUAAGAUCGAAAGAGGCUGCCAAAAUGGCUUUGCUGGAUGGUGUCAUUGACCAUGUCAAGUAUUUGCAAUGUCAGUUGAAGGAUCUGUGUCAAAACAGAUUGGGAAGCGAACCAAUUAGUAAUUCUUUAAUAUUCUUCGAGGGACACGGACAUUAUAUGUUGAAGGACCAGAUGCUCAGUGGGCCUCUCGAAGAGGUAAUGGGGAAGUUGAUCGAUUUUUAUCCUUCAGCAGCUACUGAAUUGUUACAGAGCAGAGGUCUUAUAGUGAUGCCCAUGACUUAUGCUGAGGAAUUAAUUGAACCCACAGAGAUGUUGGACAUGCAGGAAAAUUGUCCAUUUAUGACCAUCAAGUGAAUAUAUGCACAGUUGAUGUGACGGUAGUGCAUCGGUUGCCAUCCAACGUGACAUCACCUCUCUCAUGAGUGGUUCUUUAGAGGUAAAAUGAAGUGGUUUUGAAUUUAACUAUAGUUGGAGCUUUACAAUUAGAAUCAAAUCAGUCUUCAUCUUUUGCAAACUCACUCAUACUUCUCGAAAAAACGACGAAUAAUCAUACCUACCUUCAUCUUUGAUUUUCUGA